CGUAGUCGCCGGCUGAAUGGGCGGUGGCAGAGCAUGUGUGAUCCGCUGAGGCUGCUGCUUGCCUGGGACCCAGAGGUUGCAUGCCUCUCCCCGGCCGGACCGUAAAGCCGGGGGCUGCGAGGACGCGGCGACGGAGGAGGAGGCAAAGGGCAGCUGGAGAUAGGCCGGGCGCCCCUUUCCGAGGGUGAAGGGCCCCCGCUCUGCGGGGGUCAUGGCAGCGCUGGCGGACAGAGUACGAGGCAGCGGGCGCAUCGCCGCCGGGCUCCUGCUCAACCUACUGGUGUCCAUCUGCAUCGUGUUCCUCAACAAAUGGAUCUAUGUCCACUACGGCUUCCCCAACAUGAGCCUGACCCUGGUGCACUUCGUGGUAACUUGGCUGGGCUUGUACGUCUGCCAGAAACUGGACAUGUUUGCCCCCAAAAGUCUGCCGCCUUCCAAGCUCCUCCUCCUGGCCCUCAGCUUCUGUGGCUUCGUGGUCUUCACCAACUUAUCUCUGCAGAACAACACCAUAGGCACCUAUCAGCUGGCCAAGGCCAUGACCACGCCGGUGAUCAUAGUCAUCCAGACCUUCUGCUAUAAGAAAACCUUCUCCACCAAAUUACAGCUCACGCUGUGGGUAGGAGCCAAACAGCAUGAAUUGCAAGUGAACUCGAUGCAGCUGCUGUACUACCAGGCCCCGAUGUCAUCUGCCAUGUUGCUGGUCGCCGUGCCCUUCUUUGAGCCAGUGUUUGCAGAAGGAGGAAUAUUUGGUCCCUGGUCAGUCUCUGCUUUGCUGAUGGUCCUGCUCUCUGGAGUAAUAGCUUUCAUGGUGAACUUAUCGAUUUAUUGGAUCAUUGGGAACACUUCACCAGUCACCUAUAACAUGUUUGGACACUUCAAGUUCUGCAUUACGUUAUUUGGAGGAUAUGUUUUAUUUAAGGACCCAUUGUCCAUUAAUCAGGGUCUUGGCAUGUUAUGUACACUAUUUGGCAUUCUUGCCUAUACCCAUUUUAAACUCAGUGAACAGGAAGGAAGUAAGAGUAAAUUGGUGCAACGUCCUUAAUUAGGUUUUCGUAGAGAAAAGAAAGUCGCCUGAAGAAGAUAAAAAAAAAGUAUUAAGUGUGCAAGUUACUUUCAAAGAUGAAACAAAAAUUAUAUUGCAAAAUGCAUUAAAUAAUGGUUUGAAAGAAGUUAAGCAAAGGAAAUUUUAUUCAUAAAUCUGACUCUCUUGGGACUUACCUGGUGGUCCAGUGGUUGGGACUCCACGCUUUCACUGCCAAGGGUGCAGGUUUGAUCCCUGGUCAGGGAACUAAGAUCACACAAGCCAUGUGGCACAGCCAAAAAUUAAAAAAAAUUUUAAAUAAAAGUAAAGUAAAAUAAAUAUGACUUUCUCUUUUAGAGUACCUUUUUUAAAAAACGUAAUUCUCUAAAACAUGGCUCAUGCUUCUUUUCAAAGAUGAUUCUAUGAAGUAUACAGAAUGUUUGGUUAUAUCAAAUGAAGUACAUGAAAUUAAAGUUCUGUAAUGGUGACAAAGGAAUUCAGAUCACUGUACUACAAACGUGUAGUGGUUUUUAAGGAAGGACACAUAGGACUCCUCUACUUGCUCGUAGGUGGUCCCCAAUGUGAGCUCUGUUAUAAUUUAGGCCAAAGUAUUCAAGUCAGAAUUUAAAGCUAGCAUUUCUAUUGAUAUUUUAGUUGUUUUAGUAUAACUUCCGGCUUUUUUCAUUUAUAGAUAUGAAAUAACAUUUCUAGAAAGCAAAGUGUAGUAAAGGGGACCAUAAGCCAAAAUCCGGUUCUAAAAGUACCAUUUCUCUAGUAGAAAAUUGGUGUAAGAAGUUAGAUGUUAUUAAAAAAAAAUACAGUUUCUGUAGGUAUUCUCUUGUUUUGAGCUCUCAGUGAACUCUAGAAACUAUACAUGAAGUUAAAAAACAAAAUAGCUCCAUGUUUAAAUGGCUCAAAGAAAAGACUACAGGAGGAAUUGAGCAGGUUUCUUCUUAUCCUGGUGACUGUUCUUCUGGCCUCUUUGAGCAUUUCAUGUUGGUAAUUUCUUAAGACUACCUUCCUGCUGUCAUUCCCUACCCGCCACGUGUGAGGCAUCCGUCGAGCUUUCUUUGGCACUGAAGGAUUUGGAGUGAACUACGUCAGCCUUUCUAAGGGGGCUGAGGAAAAUUCUUGAGCAGCAAGUCAAGGCAAAUGUUAUCAAAGACUAAGCAGAAGCUUGAUGAAGAUACGAGGAAAGAUUUGAAAGAGAAGUAGAGAAACAGUCAAUAUUUAACAAGUUCCAUGAGUUUUUUAAAGGGAUAAUUUAAAAAAAUGUUAUAGGGGAAAUACAUGAUACUUAAGGAAAUAAUUGUGCCACAUAUUUAAUUGCAAAGUCUAUUUCUGCCUUCCAACGUUUGACAUUUGAGAAUUCAAAGCAGUUGUUGAUAACCUCUCACAAUAAAUUGACUGAAACAGGUAAUCCCUCUUGUAAUAAGUAAUUCUUUUUCUAAACAUUGUUUAGAAACUUCAAGUGAGAACACAACACUUAGGAGGACGAAGAACCACAUGUAUAAAAUAUGCCUUUUAGGAUUAUUUUUUUCCUGGCCUGUUUGAAAUGAAAAGCCUCACUGAAAAUCUUAUUUUGACAGAAUUUCAAUGUAUCAGUCAAUCUGUUGUGUGAUUUUUAUGUGUGGUUUUCUGUUUUUGUUUUAAAUACUUUUGGUUCUUCUCCGUUUCCAAAGAUACAUUUUAUUGUGCUAAGAAAUACAAAGCAGAUUGUCUUGCCAGAUGAACCUCAGGAGUUAUGUUUGUCUAAGAAAUGUUCUCUGUGUAUGUUUAAAUUAACAUAUAAUUAUUUCCCAAAAGCUGGAGAAAAGUAUUUCAGCAUUUCAGAGGAUUAUGCGACUUCUGUGCACUAACAGCUGAGUUGAUUUGUGCCAUGUACAAAUUCUUCUUAACUGUAAAUACAACUUGGGGAGGGGAUUUAUAAUAAAUGUUGGAGAGUUAUAAUAAAUGACUGAUGUCAAUAGGAAUGCAAGGAAGGUUGGAACAAGAUAGCAUGGGGGGGUAUGUAUUUAUAAGUGAAUAAAAUAUGUACUCCUGGAACUAGAGUCUGAUAAACAUUUUUUGCCCUGAAGACCAUCUUCCCAUUGAAAAGGAAAUUCCUGGGGGAAAAAUGUACCAGACCAUAAGGACCAACCAUAGAGACAAACCAGAAAUGCAGUGCUAUGGAAGAAAACAUGCUGGCUGUCCUUUUGUUACGGAUGUAACUGCACUUGUUUUUUAUUGUAUACUCGAUGACUGGGCUUCAGCUGUUACCUGUUAUAA
Balaenoptera musculus (blue whale) is the source of this 3289-nucleotide messenger RNA. It is a transcript of the gene SLC35E3, whose product is annotated as solute carrier family 35 member E3. Gene Ontology annotation, molecular function: nucleotide-sugar transmembrane transporter activity; antiporter activity. The transcript has 4 exons. Gene Ontology annotation, cellular component: Golgi apparatus. The coding region runs from base 212 to 1042 and encodes 276 amino acids. The record is from RefSeq and is a predicted model, not a curated record. NCBI's taxonomy places the organism in Eukaryota, Metazoa, Chordata, Mammalia, Artiodactyla, Balaenopteridae.